AACGGAACAGAGCGAGCGUAUAAGGCAAAACUGGAGGUGAGAUCCGUAGCUUCGUCCAUCGGGAGACGACCGAUGCCUUGAAAGCGGAGAGAGCGGAGGGGUCGCUCGCAGCCCGCCUGGGACAAACGCCAGCUGACAUUCGACUGAUAUUUACGAAAAGGGGGACGCGGUGGACGCUGACCAGCGAGCACGUCGCCUCUUAGAAGAAUGGAGGGACGGGACCGUGGCCUUUAGGGACCACCAGGACCGGCUGAAAUGACGCUUUUGUGUUUGUCGUUGAUGUCUGAGCCCUGAAAGCUCCGCGUGUCCCGAAGGAGCGGACUGAAUUCGCCGCUCAGAUCGAGCACACAGCUCUGAAGCGUCGGCUGAACAAUUACACUACUUGGCUCCGCGCGCUUGACAGGCGCUGUCUGUUCUGAGAUGGCUCUCCUCCUCCUCCAUAUUCCCACACUGUUGGCUCUGCUGGCCCUGUUCCCCUCAUCUUCUCUGGGCUGCCCCUCAGGCUGCCGCUGCUACAGCCUGACAGUUGAGUGCGGCUCCAUCGGCCUGAGAGAGAUACCACGGGGCAUCAUUCACGGCACGCAGACGAUCUUCCUGCAGGACAAUGCCAUUGGUCAGAUCCGAGCGGAGGACUUAUCAGGCCUGGGCUGCCUGCACUACCUUUACUUGCAGAACAACAGCAUUUCAGCUCUGGAGCCUGGAGCCUUCGUAAGCCUGGGCCAACUGCUGGAGCUUGCCCUAAAUGGGAACCGUCUCCACCUGAUCUCUGCUGAUGUCUUCCGUGGCCUGGAGCACCUGCGCAUCCUCUACCUGGCAGGGAACAGGAUCACCCGACUGGAAGACUACACUUUCCGCGGACUGCAGCGUCUGCAGGAGUUGCACUUGCAGGAAAACACAAUGGAGGCACUGGAUGAGCAGGCUCUGGUUGGCCUGUCCUCUCUGGCUUUGCUGGACCUUAGCAGGAACAAUCUGAGGACCCUCAGUCCCGCCACACUCAGACCCCUCAUCAGCCUACAGGUGCUCCGCAUCACAGAUAACCCAUGGCGCUGUGACUGUGCCCUCCACUGGCUUCGCGGCUGGAUAAAUGAGGAGGGCCAGCGGCUCUUGAGCUCAGCUGAGCGGAGGCUGGUUUGUGCAGAGCCUCCGCGCCUCUCUCACCUCAGCCUGGUGGAGGUUCCAGCCAACAGCCUGGUGUGCAUCCCACCUGCUGUGCAACUGGAGCCCAGUCACCUGACAGUGCGGUUGGGAGAGAGCCUGCGAGUAUCCUGCCAAGCUUCGGGCUACCCCCAGCCUCAGGUUACCUGGAGAAAGGCAUCCCACGGCAAAGCACAGCUGUCCCCCCGAGGGCUUGUGCAGGAGGUAGGGAUGGACGGGGACAGUAGGGCUGGCGGGAGGCUUGUGACGGCCAGGCCUAGUGGUAAUGGGGGUAAUGUGGGUGGCCGGAGUUCAGCACGAGGCAUAGAGGAUAAUGGAGACAGGGACAACUUUGAUCCAGAUACGGGUAGUGGGAUGCUGUUCCUGAGCAACGUGACUGUGGCCCAUGCAGGACGUUAUGAGUGCGAAGCUUGGAAUCCUGGGGGAGUUGCCCGAGUGACCUUUCACCUGUCCGUCAACAUGUCUUCUUCAUCAUCGUCCUCAGCCAUCUGGCCUCGUCUGCACUCCCCAUCUUCCUCCUCUUCCUCUUCUUCCUCAAACUAUCAUCCAUCCUCAGGGGAUGUCAGCCAGGAGCCUCUUUAUGAGCUGGAGAGCAUGGACUUCAAUGCCCUGGGCACUGCCACCCAGACGGCCAUCGCUGUUGGCAUCUCUCUUCUUGCUCUGACUGCAUUGCUGCUGCUCUGCAUGAUCUACGGCCGCCACCGUCAGCGGCAGAAAGAGGAGGGUGGUGGCUAUGGGCCAAGCAAAGAGGAGUCCAUCCUUUAUGUCAACGACUAUUCCGAUGGACCCACCACCUUUGCGCAGCUCGAGGAGUACCGGGAUGAGCGAGGCCAUGAGAUGUACGUGCUCAACCGUGCCAAGCCUGUGCUGCCCCCACCACCUGUCCCAGGGCAGCAGGGCAUUCUGCAGUCCAACGAGUCACUCCAGGGCCAAGGAGUCCUGACCCCAGGAAGAGUAGCAGGCAUUGGCCCCCGCAGGGCUCCUGCAGAGGGUGGUGAGGGACCUCCGCCAGACCCAGAGGGACUGUUCAUCAACCAGAGCCUGCUGUUUGACACACAGAUUGCCUAUGAGAUCCACUGCUGAGGGGACCAGCAUGGGGAAGUUGAGAGGAAAAGCGGUCCAGAAGGCCAUUUACAGAAAAGGUCAUUUGCUGCACAUGGCAUUUGAAGUAAGAGUUGCUCAACAGUGGGAUCUCCUGGUGUGGUCAAG
Molecule: messenger RNA, 2364 nt
Organism: Colossoma macropomum (tambaqui)
Lineage: Eukaryota; Metazoa; Chordata; Actinopteri; Characiformes; Serrasalmidae
Gene: lrrc24
Product: leucine rich repeat containing 24
Exons: 5
Coding region: 421-2238 (605 amino acids)
Molecular function (GO): protein binding
Source: RefSeq, a predicted model, not a curated record